GAGACCUCCUUGUGGGGACGUGCCUUGAAGAGAUGGGGACACUCUGGCUGGGACUGCUGGUUCUCCUGGUGCCCAGCCAGCUCCACAGCCUUCCCCUGCUGAAUACAGAGCGGCCUGGCCCACCUGCCCCAUCGCAGGACGAGGUGAUGUUUGCAAAGAGAUACUUAGAGAAGUUCUAUGGCUACGGGCCGUCCCGGUCGGACCGGCAGAGGAGGGGGGCAGUCAGCCCCGCCACGGCUGAUGACCGGCUCUGCGCGGCGGUGAAGCAGAUGCAGCGGUACUUCGGCCUUCCCGACAACGGCCGGCUGACGCCCGACACGCUGGCGCUCAUGCGGAAGCCUCGGUGUGGCUUGUCCGACGUGGAGCCCUUCCACAACACGUGGCGCUGGAAGAGGAGUACGCUGAGCUACAGAAUCUCUAGCUACGGCCCGACUGCCAGCGUCUCCGCUAAAGUCCACCGAGCCUUCCGGAGGGCGUGGAGGUUGUGGGCGGAGGUGACACCCGUCCGCGUCCGAAGGAGGAGCCGGAGGGAUGCUGACAUCGUCAUCUCCUUCCACCACGGAGGCGAGGGCCCCUGUGGCUUCCACAGAUACCAAAGAAGAUCUAAGGCGCUGAUUAUGGUUUCAUGUCGACCACGCAAACUCUUCGACGCAGUCCUGAACCUGUUUUGGUUCUGCGUCCUUUGCAUUCGUUGUCAAUAUCUGUUUUCAUGUGCUGUUCCCACAGAUCAUCAGGAUGGUUCUCCGUUCGAUGGCAAGGGGGGAGCCUUGGCUCACGCCUUCCUGCCUGGCGAUGACCUUGGUGGGGAUGUUCACUUUGAUGAAGAGGAGGACUGGAGCUUCAACUCCACAGGCUUCAACCUCUUUGCGGUGGCAGUGCAUGAGUUUGGCCACGCCCUGGGCCUGCCUCACGCCAUGGACCCCGGGGCGGUGAUGUACCCGACGUACAGCUUCCUGCCGGACUUACGGCUAGCCCACCAUGAUGUCCAGGCGGCCCAGCGCAUGUACGGCAUCAAUCCGAAGUAUGCUUCCCUCUUCUACAAGAGGCCCCCUCCUCGGACACCUGACAAGUGUGACCCAAAUUUGUCGUUUGAUGCGGUCACAGAACUCCAGCAGGAGAUCGUGUUUUUCAAAGACAGAUUCAUGUGGCGUAAGUAUCCGACAUCUGAUGAGAUCGGGAUCAGUCUGAUCCGUGGCUUGUGGCCCGAUGCUGUACCACAUAACAUGGACGCCGCCUAUGAGAAUGUGGAGAUGAACCAACUCUUGUUUUUCAAAGGUAGUCAGUACUGGGCGAUCAGACAGUUAAAUCUGAUGGCAGGGUUCCCCAGCAACAUCUCAGACCUGGGCUUCCCUCCCAGAGUGCAGGCUGUAGACGCUGCCCUUCACUUCCGCUUCGCACACCUCACCGUCUUCUUCACUGGCACUGAGUGCUGGAGGUACGACGAGCAGCAGAAGACAAUGGAGGAGGGGUCCCCAGCGCCAAUAGACCAGCAAUGGCCGGGCGUUCCCUCUCACCUCGAUGCAGCUAUUUUUUAUAAGGGUUUCGUAUACUUCUUCAAAGGAGGUUUCCAGUACAAGUACGACCCUGAGGUGAAAUAUGUCAUCUCCAGAAGGCCGGCUGAAUGCCUGCCUGCGGUGCUCCCAACUCACAACUUAAGUCCUUCACGGCAAAACAGCAUGCGCUCUUUGAACCUGUGCAUCUUCCUGAGCUUGACAGCGGCAGUGGUUUACUCCCUGCCCCUAGACAGAGAACAACCGCCACAACAAAUCACCCAUAAAGAUGAAGAAUUUGCAGAGAUCUACCUCAAGAGCUUCUUCAACCUCACCAAAUCUUUUGGUCGCCAGGGGGUCAACCCCAUGGUCGAGAAGCUCAGGGACAUGCAGCGCUUCUUUGGCCUGAAUAUCACUGGCUCAGUGGACGCUGACACCAUGCAGAUGAUGAAGAAGGCCCGCUGCGGGGUCCCCGACACCCAAGUUGCCAGCUUCUCCACUUUCGCGGGGAACCUUAAGUGGCAAACAACGGCCCUCACCUACAGGAUUCUGAACUACACUCCGGACAUGACCCGGGCAGAGGUAGACGAUUCUGUGGAAAAAGCGUUGAAUGUUUGGGCCAGGGUCACUCCCCUGACGUUUCGAAGGAUGGAGCGCGGUACCGCUGACAUCAUGAUCUCCUUCGCGAGCCGAUCGCAUGGUGAUGACUACCCCUUCGACGGCCCCCAGGGCACCCUCGCCCACGCCUUCGCCCCGUCCACGGGGAUCGGCGGCGACGCCCACUUUGAUGAAGACGAGGAUUUCACCUACCGUUCAACAAGUGGUUAUGUUCUUUUCCUGGUUGCGGCCCAUGAGUUUGGACAUUCCCUGGGCUUGGGCCACUCCAGGGACCCCGGUGCGCUCAUGUACCCAAAUUACAUCUACAAGAACCCCGACACGUUUCAGCUGCCCCGUGACGAUGUCAACGGAAUCCAGUCCCUCUAUGAUCCUAACGGCAACGUGACCCCAAAUAAACCCACACCACCCACAACCCCCAACUCCUGCGACGCAACCAUGGUCCUCGACGCUGUGAGCACCCUGAGGGGCGAGAUGCUCUUCUUCAAGGGCAGUUUCUUCUGGCGUAAGCACCCCCAGAACCGCAGGGCCCAGCAGUCCCUCAUCUCCAGCUUCUGGCCCAACGCCCCCGAAAAAGUCGAUGCUGCUUUCGAGAGCCACCAGACUGACCAGGUCUAUCUUUUCAAAGGUCGUCAAGUCUGGGCCUUCUCCGGGUAUGAUCUGGUGAGCGGCUUUCCCAGGAAUAUCGAUUAUUUCGGUCUGCCUAGGAACGUAAACAAAAUCAAUGCUGCCUUGUAUAAUACCGAUACGCGCAGGACCCUGUUCUUUGUGGGCGACCAGUACUAUAGUUAUGAUGAGGCAAGACGAACGAUGGACGCAGGAUUCCCCAAGUCAAUCGAAACCCUCCUCCCAGGACACACCAGCAAGGUGACGGCUGGAUUCCAGUACAGAGGUUUCACCUACAUUUACAGCGGGUCCAACAUGCUUGAGUGCAGCCUGAGGACCGGAAGGCUGUUCCGUGUCCUGAAAAACGAUUACUUCCUGCCAUGCGCUAAAUGCCUGCCUGCGGUGCUCCCAACUCACAACUUAAGUCCUUCACGGCAAAACAACAUGCGCUCUUUGAACCUGUGCAUCUUCCUGAGCUUGACGGCGGCAGUGGUUUACUCCCUGCCCCUAGACAGAGAACAACCGCCACAACAAAUCACCCAUAAAGAUGAAGAAUUUGCAGAGAGCUACCUCAAGAGCUUCUUCAACCUCACCAAAGAGCAUACGACGUCUUUUGGUCGCCGGGGGGUCAACCCCAUGGUCGAGAAGCUCAGGGACAUGCAGCGCUUCUUUGGCCUGAGUAUCACUGGCACUGUGGACGCUGACACCAUGCAGAUGAUGAAGAAGGCCCGCUGCGGGGUCCCCGACACCCAAGUCGCCCGCUUCUCUACUUUCGGGGGGGACCAAAAGUGGCGAACAACGGCCCUCACCUACAGGAUUCUGAACUACACUCCGGACAUGACCCGGGCAGAGGUAGACGAGUCCGUGGAAAAAGCGUUGAAUGUGUGGGCCAGGGUCACUCCCCUGACGUUUCGAAGGAUCGAGCGUGGUACCGCUGACAUCAUGAUCUCUUUUGGGAGAGGAUCGCAUGGUGAUUACUACCCCUUCGACGGCCCCCAGGGCACCCUCGCCCACGCCUUCGCCCCGUCCACGGGGAUCGGCGGCGACGCCCACUUUGAUGAAGACGAGGAUUUCACCUACCGCUCAACAAGAGGUUAUGUUCUUUUCCUGGUUGCGGCCCAUGAGUUUGGACAUUCCCUGGGCUUGGGCCACUCCAGGGACCCCGGUGCGCUCAUGUACCCAAAUUACAUCUACAAGAACCCCGACACGUUUCAGCUGCCCCGUGACGAUGUCAACGGAAUCCAGUCCCUCUAUGGUCAGUGGAAGGAUUACCAUCCAGGUCCUAACGUGACCCCAAUUGAAACCACACCACCCACAACCCCCAACUCCUGCGACGCAACCAUGGUCCUCGACGCUGUGAGCACCCUGAGGGGCGAGAUGCUCUUCUUCAAGGGCAGUUUCUUCUGGCGUAAGCACCUCCAGAACCGCAGGGCCCAGCAGUCCCUCAUCUCCAGCUUCUGGCCCAACGCCCCCGAAAAGGUCGAUGCUGCUUUCGAGAGCCGCCAGACUGACCGAGUCUAUCUAUUCCAAGGUCGUCAGGUCUGGGCCUUCUCCGGGUAUGAUCUGGUGAGCGGCUUUCCUAGGAAUAUCGACUAUUUCGGUCUGCCUAGGAACGUAAACAAAAUCAAUGCUGCCUUGUACGAUACCCAUACGCGCAGGACCUUGUUCUUUGUGGGCGACCAGUACUAUAGUUAUGAUGAGGCAAGACGAACGAUGGACGCAGGAUUCCCCAAGUCAAUAGAAACCCUCCUCCCAGGACACACCAGCAAGGUGACGGCUGGAUUCCAGUACAGAGGUUACACCUACAUUUACAGCGGGUCCAACAUGCUUGAGUACAGCCUGAGGACCGGAAGGCUGUUCCGUGUCCUGAAAAACAAUUACUUCCUGCCAUGCGCUAACUAGAAGAAUCUGACCUCAUAUUGUGUUUUAACAACCAAUGGCAGUCGCAGUGAACAAACCAGUGUACAUUUCUUAGUAAUAUAUUUUACAAAGAUCUAUUCAUUUUGUAGCAGAUGUUUGUAGGCCUACAUAUGUUUUUUUAUUCAUUAAAACAUUUAUUUUUUAAUAAACAUGAUUUUUCAAUCCUAAUUUAUUUGUACUAUGUUUCGACAAAAGAUUAAUUUAAACAAUAAAGACAUUUGAAUGUAAAAA
Gadus macrocephalus (Pacific cod) is the source of this 4862-nucleotide messenger RNA. RefSeq lists its product as uncharacterized. The record is from RefSeq and is a predicted model, not a curated record. Lineage: Eukaryota; Metazoa; Chordata; Actinopteri; Gadiformes; Gadidae. Bases 33 to 4613 code for a protein of 1526 amino acids. Gene Ontology annotation, molecular function: zinc ion binding; metalloendopeptidase activity. Gene Ontology annotation, biological process: extracellular matrix organization; proteolysis; collagen catabolic process. Gene Ontology annotation, cellular component: extracellular matrix. The transcript has 30 exons.